Fomitopsis serialis is the source of this 634-nucleotide messenger RNA. RefSeq lists its product as uncharacterized. The transcript is spliced from 2 exons. The record is from RefSeq and is a predicted model, not a curated record. The coding region runs from base 222 to 545 and encodes 107 amino acids. Lineage: Eukaryota; Fungi; Basidiomycota; Agaricomycetes; Polyporales; Fomitopsidaceae.
CGCCAUGAUCUGCUCAACUUGUCGUAGCAAUACAGGUCAGUGUCGUCCUGAGCGUAUAACACUCUCAGCCAUCCAACACAGUGCCCUGUGACCUGUCAUUGAUACGUGCCCAGCGGUUUGAACGAGCACUUCCUGGACUGCCAAUACUUCCAUCCUAGCAGGCUGGACUCUCGCCAACGGCCAGAGACUUGUCUCCUGCACCCAUAUCCACACUCGGAACGAUGGUCACCAACAUCCAACACUUGAACGAAGAUGUCCUUGACAUCAUAGUUGCGUUCAUCUCGCAACGCGACGCUGGUCAGCUCGCCUUGACAUCGCGCACGAUGAGCGCCGUCGCCCGGCCGCGUGUCCUCUCUUCCCUACGAGUCGCAACGCCACGCCAAACCCUCAGUUUCCACGAAUUCAUACUUUGGGAAGACGGAUACCGCCUUCAGUAUCUGCGUAAACUCGGAUUUUCCUCUGGCACGGCCACGACUCAACUGACGACUACUCCCCACUUGCUGCCGUCUUGGCGCGAGCGCGAGACCUGCGUUCGCUUGACAUGACGUUGUUGGACCGCGGGGCUCCGACUGUGGCUGGCGGCCUCUGCGAUGCAAUCGUCGCACUCCGUGAUCUGCGCGAGUUCGCGCUGUGC